Molecule: messenger RNA, 7407 nt
Organism: Notolabrus celidotus (New Zealand spotty)
Lineage: Eukaryota; Metazoa; Chordata; Actinopteri; Labriformes; Labridae
Gene: cachd1
Product: cache domain containing 1
Exons: 27
Coding region: 302-4222 (1306 amino acids)
Cellular component (GO): voltage-gated calcium channel complex
Molecular function (GO): voltage-gated calcium channel activity
Source: RefSeq, a predicted model, not a curated record
ACACUUUGCCAGACUUCCAGGAGUUGGAGAGACUGACUGAAGACGGAACACCGACAAUUCAAAAAAAGAGAACAGCUUUCCUCUUUUACGCAUGGAUAUACUUUCUCCUCUCGAGGGAUUUCAAGGAAUUGCAAUGGAUUCCUCUGCUGGAAAUGUUGGAGACUUUUCCGGGAGAGAAAGGGCGCACGUACCCGACGCUGCUGCUGCUGCAAAGUUGUAAAAGUAGUUUCCCUUGAUUCUUCUUUUUUCCACCAGCAGCUCAGACUCGGCAUUUCUCCUUGUCUGUAGACUCACAGUCAUCAUGGCGAGGUGGGCAGGCGAGACGCCGAAUACGCGCGCUGCUUUCCGGAUUAACUACCUCUGGUUCCACGGGGGCUUGUUCGCUUUUUCGUGGAGCUUCGUGUUAAUGUGCUCGGCUCUCUCUUGUGGAUAUUGUUCAGCCGAGUCGGAGUUUUCCAUCCUGGAGGAAGCUCAAGUUUUGUCAGAGCAGAUGCAAAAGCUGUCCUCUCAGGAGCUGGGAGUCUUCACCAUGCAGAGGAUUUUCAACUCGUUCGUGUACACCGAGAAGACAUCAAACGGAGAGACAGAAGUGCAGCAGCUCGCCAAGAAGAUCCGGGAAAAGUUCAACCGCUACCUGGAUGUGGUGAACAGGAACAAACAAGUGGUGGAGGCUUCGUACACGGCUCACCUCACCUCUCCGCUCACCGCCAUACAGGACUGCUGCUCCAUCCCUGCGUCUAUGAUGGAGUUUGAUGGAAACUUCAAUACCAAUGUCUCCAAGACCAUCUGCUGUGACAGACUCUCCCCUACCGUCAACAGCCGAGCUUUCAACCCCGGACGGGACCUUAACUCAGUGCUGGCAGACAACCUGAAGUCCAAUCCAGGGAUAAAGUGGCAGUACUUCAGCUCAGAGGAGGGCAUCUUUACGGUCUUUCCUGCCCACAAAUUCCAGUGCAAAGGAAGUUACGAGCACCGCAGCAGGCCUGUGUAUGUGUCUGCAGUGCGUCCACAGUCUAAACACAUCGUGGUGAUGGUAGACCACGGAGCGUCUGUAACUGAUACCCAGCUCCAGAUCGCCAGGGACUCUGCACUGGUCAUCCUCAACUCCAUAGACGAGCAUGACAAGAUCUCCAUUUUGUCAGUAGCAGAGACUGUUCGGUCCUGUUCUCUGGAUCAGUGCUACAAGAGUCUGCUCUCUCCAGCCACCAGUGAGACCAAGAGGAAGAUGAGCACCUUCAUCUCCAACAUCAAGGCCUCUGAUGGAGCCACACAGCACGCAGCAGGCUUUCAGAAGGCCUUCCAGCUGCUUCGUAACACCAGCAGCCUCUGGAAGCAGAGCACAACCACAGACAUGGUGAUCAUCUACCUGUCGUCUGGCAUCACGUCCCGGGAUUCGUCGGAGCAAGAAAAGAGAGCGACGCUCAGCGUGGUCAGAGAGGAGAACCGACACCUCAACAACUCUGUCAUGAUCCUCACCUAUGCUCUCAUGAACGAGGGAGUAACAGGCCUGAAGGAGCUGGCCUUCCUGAGAGAUCUCGCCGAGCAGAACUCUGUGAAAUACGGCGUAGACCGAACGUUUGACCGAGACCGCUCCUUGGCGGCAUCUUCGUCAGGGUCAGGAGCUUCAAUGAUGCCGGUGGUGAAAGGCAGCAUGAUGGUGCUGAACCAGCUGAGCAACCUGGAGACAACAGUGGGCCGAUUCUACAUCAACCUUCCCAACCGAAUGAUCGACCUGGCCCGCUUCAGCCUGCCCUACUCGGACCCCAUGGGAGACGGGUUUAUUAUGACGGUGAGCCGGCCGUGUUAUUUCGGUAACCUGCUCCUGGGCGUGGUCGGGGUGGAUGUGAACUUGGCCUACAUCUUGGAGGAUGUCACCUACUACCAGGACUCGCUGGCUUCCUACACCUUCCUCAUUGACAACAAAGGGUACACCCUGAUGCAUCCAUCUCUGACACGGCCCUACCUGAUGACAGAGCCCCCCCUGCACACAGACAUCAUCCACUACGAGAAUAUCCCAGGAUUCCCUGUUGUCCGACAGAACAUCCUCGGCCUCCCUCUGGGCAGUCAAGUCAUCGCUGUGCCGGUCAACUCCUCUCUGUCCUGGCAUGCCAACCGACUCCGAGACAACAGCAAAGACACAUACAACGUCAGCUAUGCUUGGAAACUGGUUCAGGACACGUCCUUCAUCCUGUGCAUUGUGUACGUGCAGCCUGAGAUCCCAGUGAAGCAGCUGAAGAACCUGAACACAGCUCCCAGCUCCAAGCUGCUGUACCACCGUUUGGACCUGCUGGGUCAGCCCAGCUCCUGCCUGCACUUCAAACAGCUCGCCACAGUCGAGUCUCCCACAGUGAUGUUGGCAGCUGGUAGUUUCUCCUCUCCCUAUGAGCACCUCAGUCAGCCAGAAACAAAGCGCAUGGUGGAGCACUACACUGCAUACCUGAGUGACAACACCAGGCUCAUCGCCAACCCAGGCCUAAAGUCCUCUGUCAGAAACGAGGUUAUGGCAACCAGUCACGUCACGGAUGAGUGGAUGACACUAAUGGAAAUGAGUAGCCUCAACUGCUACAUUGUGCGCCGUUACAUAGCAACGCCCAGUGGGGUGCUCCGGAUUUACCCAGGAUCACUGAUGGACAAAGCUUUCGACCCGACCCGCAGACAAUGGUACCAGCAUGCUGUGGCUAACCCUGGCCUCAUCACCUUCACUGGACCAUACCUGGAUGUGGGUGGGGCAGGCUAUGUAGUCACCAUCAGCCACACCAUCCAUGCCUCCAGCUCUCAGAUGGCUCCUGGCUAUGCAGUUGCAGUGAUGGGGAUAGACUUCACCCUACGCUACUUCUAUAAAGUCCUUCUGGACCUGCUGCCCAUCUGCAACCAGGAUAAAGGCAACAAGAUCAGAUGCUUCAUAAUGGAGGACAGAGGGUACCUGGUUGCUCACCCCACACUCAUUGACCCCAAAGGUCACGCCCCUGCAGAGCAACAGCACAUCACACACAAGGAGCCGCUGGUGGCAAACGACAUCUUGAAUCAUCCCAACUUUGUCAAGAAAAACCUGUGCAACAGCUUCAGUGACCGCACCGUGCAGCGCUUCUACAAGUUCAACACCAGCAUCAUGGGGGACCUUACCAACCUGGUCCAUGGCAGCCAUUGCUCUAAGUAUCGUCUGACCCGAAUCCCCGGCACCAACGCAUUCGCUGGUAUUGUGAACGAGACGUGUGACUCUCUGGCAUUCUGCGCCUGCAGCACUGUGGACCGGCUCUGUCUCAACUGCCACAGAAUGGAGCAGAAUGAAUGUGAGUGUCCGUGUGAGUGCCCCCUGGAGGUCAACGAGUGUACUGGUAACCUCACCAAUGCUGAAAACAGGAACCCGAGUUGUGAGGUGCACCAGGAGCCAGUCAGUCUGAAUGUGAUUGAUCCCAGUCUUCACGACACCCUGCCACAGUGUAUCAACACACGCUGCAGCCAGAGAUACACCAGCAGUGACUGUUUUGGCGUGCUGGACUGUGAGUGGUGCAUGGUGGACAGUGAUGGUAAGACUCACCUGGACAAGCCUUACUGUGCCCUGCAAAAGGAGUGUUUUGGGGGCAUCGUCGGCGCCAAAAGUCCCUAUGCUGACGGCCUGGGACUCAUGGACGAGGAGGUGGCGUCUCUGAACAUGAUCAAAAGCGCACCUGUGGGCCCGGUGGCUGGAGGCAUUAUGGGAUGUAUCAUGGUGCUGGUGCUGGCUGUGUAUGCGUACAGACAUCAGAUCCACAGGCGCUCACACCAGCACAUGUCACCGCUGGCAGCACAGGAAAUGUCAGUGAGGAUGUCCAACCUGGACAACGAGCGAGAUGAGAGGGAUGAGGACAGCCAUGAGGACAGAGGAAUCAUCAGCAACACUCGAUUCAUCGCUGCGGUGAUCGAGCGGCACACUCACACUCCUGAACGCAGGCGGAGGUACUGGGGACGAUCUGGGACGGAGAGUGACCACGGCUACAGCACCAUGAGUCCACAGGAGGACAGCGAGAAUCCCCCCGGGAACAAUGACCCACUCUCCGCCGGGGUCGACGUCGGCAACCACGAUGACGACCUGGACCUCGACACGCCUCCUCAGACGGCAGCAUUGCUCAGCCACAAGUUUCACCCUUACAGACACACGCAUACACAUCAUCACCCUCUGCACACGCACACGCACCACCUGCAGGCUGCGGUCACCGUGCACAGUGUGGACGCAGAGUGCUGAUGGAACUUAUUGACUGAAGACUAUUUUAAAAAAGACGUUUGGGAACAGACGAUACUGUCAGGACGGGACAGACGGAGGGAGAGAGAGGAGCUACAGCGGGACUCGAACCCACAGCGCCACAGGGCUGCUGGGACCUCUGUCAUGCAUGGAUAGUUAACUCGAUAUGGGUAGUAGCCUCAUGGUCUCAUCGUGCCAACAUCUCCAUCUUUAAGCCUUUUUUUCCACCUGGCUCAAAAUCUGGCAUGUGUACUCAUUUUUUUUUAUACACGCUGAAAUUUACCAGACAAAGGCCAGUAGACAAAACCAAACGGGUUUCCAAAUGGGAGCAAUCUGAGACAACAUUUGAUCCCAAUCAUCGAGAACAGACACAUUUGGACGCCAUGUGGGGUGAGACACGUCUUCAUUUUCACAUGGAGGAUGGGAUCAUCACAAUGACAUGAACACUUGGAUGCUUCCAACCUUGUGGCAACAGAAGGGGAACAAGUAUGUUUGUAAAAACAUCUGGGAUGGAGAGCAAGAAACUUGUGUUUUCUAACGGACUGGGAUCUGAUAUGGGAUUCUCUUGCAGCUUUACUGUCCUCGGUCUGCAGAUGGACACUUCACUGUCCAUCCUUUCUCUUACAGUUGCUGCUGGCCUUGAGCUGUUUAGUUUAGGAAUACAUUUUGACACUUUCAUGAGUAUCCGUGUGCGUCAAAGUACAAAACAAAUCUUCAAUAAGUCACAUGAUUAUAAGAAGAAACAGUCUAAAGAGGAAAAGAUUAUUUUUCUACUAUUUAUUAAAGAGGUACAUUUACAGGACAGAUAGGACGCAGCUGACACAACGAGAGAGUAGUCAUAAUAAAUGAUGCAGAACUAACCACUUCCUUUCAGAUAUAGGACUCAUGUAUCCAGUUUGUGUUUCCCUGGAAAUCUGUGACUGGUUGUGUUUAUUUUAAACUUUGAAGAAUAGAGGUUGUAGAACAGGAUCAGAUAGAAAUGUUUAGUUUUUUCAUCACAUCGAGGGAUUCUGGUGUUUAAUCAGCAGCUUGUUUGAUCUUUCCAUUUUUAUCUUUAUUUUCAAUUACAAGAAAUAUACUCCAAGGAUUUCCUCUCCACUAUGAGAAACAUGUAUUCUAGUGGACAGCGCUUUACCAAGCAGAAAGCAAUCUAAUAUCUGAGUCAAAAUCACAUCUACUACAUUCAAAAAUUAAAAAGCAGGAACUUUCCGGUGAAUGUCACAUCAUGGAGGCUACAGAGCUGCUCCUUUUGUCUUUUCUGGGGAGAAAACAUGUAAAAAAAAAAAAAAAGCUGAUACAGGGCUAAUACUGUAAAUCGAGGCUGCGUGCUGGAUUUAUGAAAAAGAAGAAACUCAACGAGGGAGAGAUGCUGCUGUUGUCACACAGAGGUUACACCCAUCCGUUGGCUCCUCUGUGCUUAACCACUCAAAAUAUCUUUUCUACAGAGCUCUGGUUUAACUGUAAUGUGUGUGUGUGUGUGUGUGUGUGAGUGUGUUUGUGUUUGUGUGACAGAGAGAGUGAUUGUCCACCUGGAACAUUUUCAUUGAAUGCAUAAUUGUAUGGUUUUUUUAGCAUUAGAGAAUUCUAGCUGAAAUGACUUUGAUUGAGAAAUCCACUUAUGUUUUCUGAUGAAGAGACCCCAUCUUUGCUUUACAAAUCCCAUCGGCGUGGCAUCCGUCUGUUUCCAGAUGCCUUAAAUGUCUGUAGUUUCUCAGAGACUCAUUAUGAAGUGUAAAUACAGAAUCACAAAUAGCUAUUAAUGUCCUGUACACUCCAUAUUUUUUUAAGUUUAAGGACACGAUGUAAGCCUCAGAUGAUGCUCAGAUACCCUGAGUUUGAUUUUUUGAAAUGUCUGUUCAUGGUGUCUGACUGUAUUUUUGAUGCCUUGGAUGUUCUUUUAGAGUUAUUUUUUUUUAGGUCCAUAUUGGAUGGAAGUCAGUACUUUGAAUAAUGAUUACACACUUGUAUGUUUGAGAGACUUCGAGCUUUUAAAAGUUUUAUCAUGUGUCCUCCGAAUGUUAAACAAAGUUUGUCUUAUCCAUGAACUAAGGAGAGAAACGGUACAACAUCUUUUCACUGAGUAACGACCAAAACAACAGCAGUGUGGAAGAUUCAAGAUCUGUCUUUGGUCCUGUUGCUUCUUUAGACUGCUAACAACACUCAUUAACACAGUUUCAUUAUAUAUGUGACGUAAGUGGAGGAUUUACAUUUACACACCAGAAGCGUGUCAAACUUUGAGGACGACUUCUCUACAGAUGUGAAAUUGUUAAAAUAUUCCACUUAUAACAGUGAUAGUUACACCCACAGAUCAUUUCCUGUUUUAUAUCUGACCAUAGAUAAUCGACAGCUGCAUUAAUUCAUAAAUACGGAAGCUCUAGGAGAGCAGUCACUCUGUUUACCGUGAUAAUGAGUCAUUUUCAGUUAUUUUGAUCAUAUCUCGUAUUCCAGAGUUUCAAAGCAAAACAAACAGAAACAGGCUUCAGCAAAGCUCGUCAUGGCCUGACCUUUUCUAGUGACCAGUCUAUUAUCUUCUAGAUCACCAGAAACUGAUCUCGUUAUCUUGACAAAACAAGCUUUCUUAUCUUGAAGAUAACGAGAAAUGAAUCCUUAUCAUGGAGAUCUCGAGAAAGAAACUGAACUAAACUCUUUAAUACGGAAAGAGAGAGUAAAUAUGAAAGGUAUCUGCGUGUCUGAUUUGGGCUUCCGUAUGUAGCUACCUACCAAAACUCAAAGUAUCCAGUUAUUUCAAUUUCCGCUUCACAUAUCCUCAGUUCAGUCACAUUAAAGCAGUCUUGUACAAUUUCAGGGCAAUCUGUAGCUUAAAUGCAGUCCUGCGAGUGUAUUUCCACUUGAGUGAGUGAGUGAGUGAGUGAGUGAGUGGGUGAGUGAGUGGGUGAGUGGAUGAGUGUGUGUGUGCGUGCGUGCGUGCGUGUAUGUAUGUAUGUUGGGGGAAACUUUAUUCUCCAAGUUGAGUUUUACAUUGAAAUCUUAUUUUUCUGGAGAACUUUUAAACAGUAUUUACCAGCUGUUCUAAACAAGUAUAUAUGUGUGUAUACAGAACACUCUGAAUUGCAUUAAUUAAUGUACUGAAGGAACGUGUGUACAUCGACCCCCUCCUCCUGUAUCAUAUAAAGUUAUCAAAUGAGAUUUAUUGCAAUGUGAAUGUGAUAAAGUACAUUUUACACUUA